AUGACCUCAAAUAGACGCAAUCAUACUUCCACAAUCCCGGUGUAUACCGAGGGAUCUGCACCGGAUUGGGUGGAUGAGUGUGUGGCCGAAAGCUGGAUGCCUGUGCCCUUGAUCUCUGGCCACAUGAAAAGGCUCACGGAGAGUCAGUCGCGGGCCUGGAGUCUCUGCUUCAAUGCUCAGGGCUCGGUGCUCGGUCAAUGGGAAGGGCACUGCCCCACAAUUGCCACGGCGCCGUUCCAUCAUGGUGACUCCACGGGCACGCUAACCCUUCCUGGGCCGUGGGCGACCACUCACGUCUCGUUGCGUUAA
This is a messenger RNA of Penicillium oxalicum, 309 nucleotides long. RefSeq lists its product as uncharacterized. The transcript has a single exon. Lineage: Eukaryota; Fungi; Ascomycota; Eurotiomycetes; Eurotiales; Aspergillaceae. The record is from RefSeq and is a predicted model, not a curated record. The coding region runs from base 1 to 309 and encodes 102 amino acids.